AUGGAGGAGCAGGGUCGCAAUCACAUGCUGGCCGCCGAACGCCCGCCGCUGACACAACAAUCUGCACCACCGAGAGCGGACACCGGGCCGCACGGGGCCGCAAUGCAGCAACCCACCGGCCCAACGGGGUUGCCCGCAGAUGCAUCAAUAUCAAACCCAUUGUUGCUCUCCCCCGGCCAUGACGACGAGCCCAGCACGCGGGGCGACUACUCGGCCCAGCGAAGUGCGCCGGCGUCGCUGCAACUCCCCCCUCUCGCCCUCUCCUUCCCGGCCGACUCAACCACCGAACUCCCUCCUAUCCAGCCGUCGCGAGAGCUAUCCGCAGGUCCUUCGGCCCACACCCUGCCGCCGCUCUCCUCCGUGACGGGCGCCCACGGCCAUGCGCCGCUCCCAAAGCCACCAGACCCAGCACAUUCCCCCCCUCAGCAGCCCGGUCCGACGAACCACUGGCCCAGCCUCAACCCUUUUACGACAUAUUACAAACCGAGCUACCUCGACCCGGUAGAGUCACCGCCGAGUAUGUCGUCGGAUAUGGGCGCUAGCCGUAGCGUGAGCCUGGAUGACCCCGACGUCAGGAUUGCCGCCGAGGCACUGGGCCAAAUGAGAACGGAGUGUGCCUCGCCCCGCAAAACAUCUAGAGACUACAAGACCGCGAGUCCCUCACCACACAGGAACGGUGACAGGGGUGCUGAACCACUGCUAUCGCUCAUCACAACGUCCUACCCGCUGCUGGGUACGACCAUCGAGGGCGCCGCUUCUGCUUACAACAGUGGCAAGAAUUACUCGCCCCACCUCAAGUCCGGUGCCGAGUAUGUCGAAAAUCUGGUCAAGCCGGCGGUGGAAACGAUGGGUCGGAAAACAGGCGUGGAGGGGGGUAUGAGGUGGCUCUUUUCGAUGCGGGGCCGGAAACAGCGUUCGUCCACGGACAUUGAGACGGACGGGCGCGGGAACAGCAAGCGCCGCCGGUCCGACAGGCACGACAAGGGAAAGGAAGCCGCGCGCUCGAUACCGAACGAUUUCGGCUUCGAUGGCGAGGACCGGCGCAUGUCAGUCAGCACCGUCGACACGCUGCCGGCCUAUGACGACCAGAAAUCGCCCGCGUACACCGAAGCUGCCGACGACCAAACGCCGUCACCCCCGGGUUCUUCCCAACAAUGGGGCCAGCGGUUCGUCGUCACCACCUCCGGGCUGGGGGUCGCCAUGAAACAGGAGAGCAUGAAGAGCCUAAAGUACUGCCUCGGCGUGGUGAAGGACACAAACGGGUACCUCAGCGACAUCCUCGUCAAGCUCAAGAGCGUCAUUGCCGAGUACGACCUCGUAUCCCAAGCCAACAGCGGCGAACACAACACAGCAGACGGCGCCCGUCCAACCCCGGCCACAGCAGAAGACCGCAGCCGGCUGAUCCAGCGCAUGAACGAACUGCGCGACGACCUCUUCCGCGUCAUCCACCGCUCGGUACAAACCGUAUCCAAAUACACGGGCGGCGCGCUCCCCGAGAACGCGCGGAACCUCGUGCACAGCCAGCUGAUGAGCCUGCCGGGCCGGUACCAGUUCCACUACAUGCGGGAGUCGGCGGAGGGGCGGCGCGGCGACGACGCCGGGCCCGGCGCCCGCACCCGCGCCAGCGCCCACCUCGCCCUGCUCUUCGCCAAGGAGGCGCUCCAGAUGAUGACCCAGGUGGGGGAGGUCCUCAACAGGACGCUCGUCAGUGCAGAGCAGUGGUGUGAGACGCUGUACAAGGAGAAGAAUGACCAGGCGGUGGUGGUGGUGCCGAAUGGUGCCGAUCGGUCUACGGGGGGUGUGCAGGCUGCUGGUGGUGGUGCGCAACAGGAUGUUGACAUGUCCGGUUAG
This is a messenger RNA of Chaetomium fimeti, 1851 nucleotides long. Its product is annotated as transcription factor Opi1-domain-containing protein. The record is from RefSeq and is a predicted model, not a curated record. Gene Ontology annotation, cellular component: nucleus; endoplasmic reticulum. NCBI's taxonomy places the organism in Eukaryota, Fungi, Ascomycota, Sordariomycetes, Sordariales, Chaetomiaceae. Gene Ontology annotation, biological process: endoplasmic reticulum unfolded protein response; regulation of transcription by RNA polymerase II; phospholipid biosynthetic process. Gene Ontology annotation, molecular function: transcription corepressor activity. Bases 1 to 1851 code for a protein of 616 amino acids. The transcript is spliced from 2 exons.